CAUGUAUAAGAACAGGCAGGACUCGUCGCUUUGUGGUUGUUGUCUUUGAUAUUCCCAUCCACACAGACAACCAUCCCAACCAACCCAGACCACAAAGAGCAACCACCAACUCCAAACGCGAAAGCAACACCUUCAACGUCGACUCCUUCAGCACAACCACAAAACCACACCCAUCCAAACAUCACCACCGCCCAAUAUGCACGCCAACACCUUCGCCGCCUUCCUGCUGGCCGCGGCCCUGCCCUCCAUCGCCACCGCCGCCGCUACGGGCCCUAGAGAUGGUUUCCGGGUCGUCGUCAGGAGCGACUCCUCCGCCCCGUCUUCUUCGGAUGCUAACGAGCUGGACAGGCGCAUCGUACAACCCAUCUGCAUGGGGAUUAACUGCCCUGUAAUUAGGCUCCCGACUAUCUGCAAGGGUCUUAAAUGCCCUCCUAGAACCCCCCCGAUUGCCUGCGCGGGCAUUAACGGCUGCGGUGGCAGCCGGUUGAACAACAACGCCAUCCAGGCCCGGGAGCCCCAUGGCCACAAGAACGGCGGCCACAAGCGUAAGUGCCCGCCCGGCCAGAAGUGCAGGCGCCGCAAGUGCCCGCCCGGCGUCAAGUGCCACGGGCGCCCCAAGGGUCCCAAGGGUCCCAAGGGCCCUGAGGGCGGCAAGGGCCCCGAGGGCCAGCCCGGCGCUCAGGCCCCGCCUGCCGGUGCCGCCGCCCAGCCCGGCGGCGCGGCGCCCGCCCCCCAGGCUGGCCCCGAGGGCGCUGGCGAGGUCAAGGCCGCCGUCAUGCCGCCCGCCGGCAAGCCUGCUGCCGAGGGCGCGCCCGCUGCCGCCCCUGCCGCCGCGCCCGCCCCCGAGGCUGCUGCUUAAGCGGUUGCGAGUCGCGAACGAUUCCGGAUUUUGUUCUCAUCCACGUCUUUUUCCUUGUUUCACGGAAUGCCCCCUUUCUAGCCCAUCUGUCUUCCUCUCUUCGUCUCAUCUUG
This is a messenger RNA of Gaeumannomyces tritici R3-111a-1, 972 nucleotides long. RefSeq lists its product as hypothetical. The coding region runs from base 197 to 859 and encodes 220 amino acids. Lineage: Eukaryota; Fungi; Ascomycota; Sordariomycetes; Magnaporthales; Magnaporthaceae. The record is from RefSeq and is a predicted model, not a curated record. The transcript has a single exon.